Molecule: messenger RNA, 480 nt
Organism: Ilex paraguariensis (yerba mate)
Lineage: Eukaryota; Viridiplantae; Streptophyta; Magnoliopsida; Aquifoliales; Aquifoliaceae
Source: the annotation of a GenBank genome assembly
AUGGUGAUUGAGGUCUCCUCCAAUGGAGACUUGACACCUCACCAUCCACUCCAGCACCAACACCAACAGAUGAUUCUCGGCGAAAGCAGCGGCGAAGACCACGAAGUGAAGGUUCCGAAGAAGAGGGCUGAGACUUGGGUUCAGGAAGAGACUCGGAGCUUGAUCAACUUCCGCCGCGAAGUUGAUGGUCUUUUCAACACUUCCAAGUCCAACAAGCAUUUGUGGGAACAGAUCUCCGCCAAGAUGAGAGACAAGGGUUUCGAUCGCUCCCCGACCAUGUGUACCGAUAAGUGGAGGAAUUUGUUGAAGGAAUUCAAGAAAGUGAAGCAGCAAGAGAGGGGGAGUGGUUCUGCUAAGAUGUUGUACUACCAGGAGCUUGAGGAGUUGCUCAAAGACAGAGCUAAGAACGGUCCGUACAAGAGUCCUACUUCUUCCAAAGUCGAUUCCUUUAUUCACUUCUCCGAUAAAGGUAGUUACUGA